This is a messenger RNA of Dovyalis caffra, 1776 nucleotides long. Lineage: Eukaryota; Viridiplantae; Streptophyta; Magnoliopsida; Malpighiales; Salicaceae. The record is from the annotation of a GenBank genome assembly.
AUGGGUGCAGUAGCAAGAAAAGGGAUGCUAGUGUACAAGAUUUACAGAGCAUUCAGCUACGUUUUAUCACCGCUUCUGCAACUUCACCUACGUUGGCGAAAAAUCCGAGGUCUCGAGCACCCAACCCGUUGGCCCGAGCGUUUGGGACGGCCUUCCCUCACUCGACCUCCUGGCCCUCUCCUCUGGUUCCACGCUGUUUCUUUAGGUGAAGGAAUGGCUGCGAUUCCAGUGAUUAAAGAAUGCGUUAAGUGGAGGCCUGAUUUGAACAUUUUGUUGACAACAACCACCAUCUCUGCUUUUGAAGUUAUAAAGAAUCAGCUUCCUGCUGGUGUCUUAUAUCAGAUAAAAUGUGGUUUGGGAUUUUCAUUUGUUCAUUUUCCGCAAGAUGAGCAGCUGGAGAAGCUGAAAUUGUUUUCUCCGAUUGAUAUCCCUGCUGCUAUGGAUGCUUUCCUUGGCUAUUGGAACCCAAGUGCUAUCGUGUUACUAGAGAGCGAACUGUGGCCAAAUCUUAUUAUGAGUUCUUCAAGAAAGGGUAUUUCACUGGCCUUAUUAAAUGCUCGAGUUUCUAUGAAAUCCUUCAAGUUAUGGUCGGCUCCUGUGCUUUUUCCACUCAUUUCGUUGAUGCUGUCCAAAUUUUCCAUGAUUGUCCCACUGAGUUCUAUGCAGGCAAUCCGUUUCCAGCUUCUGCAGGCCCCACCACUUAUCAUCAACUUUGCUGGUGACUUGAAAUACGCGGUAGAAUAUGAUGCUUCUAAGGAAGAGUUAGGGAGCAUAGAUGAUCUGAAGGUACAGCUUGGGCACAGCAAAGUUUGGAUGGCUUCUUCCAUUCAUAGGGGUGAAGAAGAAGUUAUGCUAGGAGUUCACAAAGUGCUCGAGCAAGUGUAUACUGAUCUGGUCACUAUUAUCGUACCUCGUUAUCCACAGCAUGGAAAAGAUAUAGCACGAAAAUUACAGAAAGAAGGGCAGCAUGUUACUUUAAGGUCUCAACAUCAAAGGAUCAUACCAGGAAGAAAUAUAUAUGUGGUGGACACAUUAGGUGAGUUGAGACACUUGUACAGGCUAACUCCAAUAGCUGUAAUUGGAGGUUCCUUCUUCCCAGGAUUAGCUGGCCAUAACAUAUCAGAAGCUGCGGCAGCUGGCUGUGCUGUUUUGACUGGUGAAUAUUUUCUGUCACAGGCCUUAUCUGUUACCCCUUUUGCACGUAACAUACCGUUGUCAAGAGGCUUUACUGUUUGGCUCUUUUCAGGUUCUCAUGUUGGGCAUUUCUCUCACAUGAUAAAGGAAAUGCGACGAUUAAAUCCAUUAUCAGUGCUGCAGGUGCCUGGAAAAUUAGAGCUUGAAGAAGCUAUGUUGAAGUUCUUUAGUGAUGCCAAAGUGCUAGAAGCACGGCGAACGGCUGCAAAGCAAGCAUGUCAUGCGUUGUCUAAUGGUAUCGUCACCAAUGUUUGGAACCUGCUACAUUAUCAUGUUUUGAAACAGGCUUUGCUAAAAGAUUUCCAGUUCUGGAGCUCAAAGAACACGGUUGGUUCAUGGUUGAAAGACAGAUAUGCAGAGAGCAUUGUAUAUGAUAGUCCAAUUGUUGGCUUGUGGAACCCUUCUCAUGAAAUUGGGGUGGGGUGCAUUUCUACUAUGUCUGCAUGCUUGUCUGAUUCUGUUUUUGCAUGUUCAACUGUCUACAUUGCAGCUGCUGCCCAAGCAUGGGGUCCUCUUGCGAAGCCUCGGAGAAGUGAUUAUGGAUCUUUCCCCAAGCUCAAUCCUUUAUCUACUUUGUUAUAA